CUGAUUGGGCAUUUAAAUUUUUACGAAACAAAAACAAAAAAAAGUCAGAAAACUGGGGAACGUCAUAUCCAGGCGCUCCCGCAGCCACCGGAGACCGAGGGCGACGGCGACGGCGAUGGCCUCUUCUGCCGCAGAAAAACCACUCCCUUCCUUUGAGUUCUCGGCCGAUUCUCCGCCGGCGAGACUGAAACUCAGCCCCGAUCAGUAUAACUACUGCUCCCAGGCUCUCAAAUUCUUCAAAGACAAACUCCAGAUGCCUCACCAGAUCAACCAAGAGUUCGCUCUCUUACAGGGCAAGAGGAUCACAGCAUCUGAGAUGAAGAGAAGUUGCACUGUGGCUCUGGACCCUGUCAAUGUCACCAAAAAUCGCUACACCGAUGUCUUACCAUUUGAUCAAAAUAGGGUCGUUCUCAAGUCUUGUAAAGAUUACAGACCUGAAGCAAGGGGCUACAUCAAUGGCAGCUACAUCUCGGCUUGUUCCUCUGAAAGCAUUUCUAGGUUUAUAGCUACACAAGGUCCACUUCCGCAUACCUAUGAGGAUUUCUGGGAGAUGGUACUUGAGAACCAUUGCCCUGUAGUGGUCAUGCUUACUCGCUUAGUCGACUAUUACAAGAUGGUCAAGUGUGGAGAUUAUUUUCAGGCAGAAGAUGGUCCUAGAGAAUUCGGUAAUAUAACCAUAGCCACCAAGUGGACAAGAACCACUUGCACUUCAUUAGUAUUGCGCCUUCUGGAGGUCAGCAGUAAGGAGUUAGAGGAACCAUCAAUGUCUGUGCUGCAUAUUCAGUAUCCUGAAUGGCCUGACCAUGGAGUUCCCACGGAUACAAUUGCUGUUCGUGAAAUAUUGAAGUCAAUAUAUCAAGUUCCACCCAACCUUGGCCCAGUAGUGGUGCACUGCAGUGCAGGUAUUGGGAGGACUGGAACAUACUGCACAAUUCAUAAUACAAUUCAGAGAAUUCUUUCUGGGGACAUGUCUGCUUUAGAUCUUGCUAAUACAAUAACCACGUUUAGGACUGAGCGUAUUGGAAUGGUGCAGACACUGGAGCAAUAUUUUUUCUGUUAUUCUGCAAUCAUUGAUGAAUUGGAAGACCUCAUGGCGGAUCUGAAUGGUGGAAGGUGCUCAAAAGAGCUAGGUCAAUAACAGUAAGAGCUCAAAGUAGUAUGCCUACUUACCUGUUGAAGGAGUGAGCGACCUUAAUGUAGCUUCUCGUAUGUUUGUGCACGAAAGAUAUGAUGCUCAUCUCUCUGGUGGAACAAAUAGUUUUUUUUUUUGGACAAAAUGGAACAAUUAGUGCUUCUAAAAGCUAAUUAUGUCUCCUAAUUCUACUUUUUAAUAUACCGUGCGAAUAAUUUAUUAGCCUCUUCUGUUCCUGAUUUAUGUAAUUAGACAUUUCGAGUGUCUUGUUCGCUGCGGAAUUCCAACAAGACGACCAUUUA
Molecule: messenger RNA, 1434 nt
Organism: Rosa chinensis
Lineage: Eukaryota; Viridiplantae; Streptophyta; Magnoliopsida; Rosales; Rosaceae
Product: protein-tyrosine-phosphatase PTP1
Exons: 9
Coding region: 116-1138 (340 amino acids)
Biological process (GO): protein dephosphorylation
Molecular function (GO): protein tyrosine phosphatase activity
Source: RefSeq, a predicted model, not a curated record